AUGCUCAAAUUUGCGUUUCUGGCCACAGUCCUUAUUGGAUUAGUGACUGGCUUAGAUGUGGAUUCUCAAAAGAAAAUUUCAGAACGACUGAGCUCAAAACUCCUACAAUACAAUUCAUUUGGUUUACCAGAAGUUUCACAACGAUACCAACCAGAAUUUGCUGCAAAAUCGGCAGUAGCCGCAACCAACGCUCCUAUAUCUUGCUACAACAGAUCAAUUGAUAUUUUGCCACACGAUGGAACUGCACAAUAUGGAGACCUAGUUGAAAGUGAUUUCAGCUCAACAUGUUCCGAUACCUUCACAUUCUACGUCGACAACUUUAUCGAUGAGUUUUUUGUCAUUAUCACUACACUCGACGCCCUCAACCCACGAGCAACAGUUUAUAAUCCGAUUGGAGGGGAAGUUUCUUCCUGCAAAGAUUAUGCAUCGUCAGCGACUCAAUCCAUUCAUCUUAUUUGCAAUGGAAAAAACAUUCAUGGAACUGGAGCUUACACAGUCAAGCUUGCAGCUGAUAUGAACAAACCAUGUAUUUUCGAAAUCCGGGCACCAACCAAGCUGACUGUAGACGGUGGAUUUGUAGAAGACAUCCGCGAUGAUGAUGUGCAACAAAUCAUUCUUUCCACUGCAAAUCAAGGAAUUUUCCGUUUCCCCUUGGAAAAUCAAGCAUCGUACUUGGCGUUCAAAGUUGAGAGUGAGGAAUUCCCGAUCCACCCAGAAGAAGUACACUUGUACACUAAUGGCCAGUUUGAUAUCAAAAUGGAUCUGAAUUUGAGAUACGGCUGCAACACUCCUCACAUCACCCAACAAUCUUAUAAUUGUACUUCCCAAAACUUGUAUCACGCGAAGUUCAGAGGCUACGACAGCGAUGGAAACCGGUUCCAGAGAAUCUACGAUUUCAAUUGUGACAUUGGAGACGUUGUGUUCACAACGCCAUCAGUGGACAUUUCAACAACACCUGCUAGGUUUUGUGAAAAUGGAGGAAUUUUGUAUAAUGAUACAGCAGCAGCGCGAGAAGGACAUGGACAAUAUCCAGCGUCUGGUCCUGGAGCGGCAUCUCCUCCCUUCUCUCCUGGAACUCCAUUCUUUCCUGGGUGUCCUGGUGGUCCUGGACGUCCAGCGUUUCCUGGCUUUCCAGCCUCUCCGUCGUUUCCUGGUGCUCCUGGGUUUCCAGCUGGUCCAGCCUCUCCGCGUGGUCCUUGUGGUCCUGGUCUUCCUGGCUGUCCUGGCUUGUACUCGGUUCCUGGCUCUCCACGUGGUCCUGGUGGUCCUGGACGUCCGGCGGCUCCUGGUCUUCCAGCGUCUCCUUGCUCUCCUGGUCCUCCUUGUCCUCCUGGUGGUCCUGGUGGUCCGCGUCUUCCGUUUCCUCCGGCUGGUCCGGCGGAUCCUGGUCCUCCGGCUGGUCCCUUUGGUCCUGGGCGUCCUGGUGGGCACUUGAUACAUCCUCCUGGAAUAUCGUGGGUGAUAGCCACAAUAACUCCUGGUGCUCCUGGCUUUCCAUCGUCUCCAUCGUUUCCGGUGUUUCCCUUUGGUCCGGCCUCUCCUGGUGGUCCUGGUGGUCCAGCUGGACAAGCCUCGGAUUUUGGUCCACAGUUACAUUGUUCGAAUCCAGCUUGA
This is a messenger RNA of Caenorhabditis remanei, 1614 nucleotides long. RefSeq lists its product as uncharacterized. Lineage: Eukaryota; Metazoa; Nematoda; Chromadorea; Rhabditida; Rhabditidae. The record is from RefSeq and is a predicted model, not a curated record. The coding region runs from base 1 to 1614 and encodes 537 amino acids. The transcript is spliced from 7 exons.